GGGAGUUGUAGUUCCUAGGUUGGUGCGGCGAGGAGGAGGCGGAGUGAGGCGGCGGCCAUUAGCUGUGUGUAGUUGCCCGGGACUAGGAGCUUAAGUGAAGUGAAGCCUCAUUCUGUGGAAAUCUGCCGUGGCCAUGGGCUCCUGCCAGGGUUAGUCCCAGAGCACGGAGCAGGCGGGGCCCCUCGGCGCCCUGCCCCGCCUAGUGUCCCGGCCUGCUAGGCCUUGGGGCAUCCCCGGUCUUGAGUAGGCCUGGUCUGCCGGCAAGGGCGCCCCAAAGGCGGGAGGCGCCAUGUCGCUGGUUGCUUACGCUAGCAGCGAUGAGAGCGAGCCAGACGAGGGGGAGCCAGAGCCAGAGGAAGAGGAGGCAGCAGCCCCCGCGCCCGGGCCCACCUUGGGAGGCUUGUUCGCUUCCCUCCCCGCACCCAAGGGUCCGGCCUUGCUGCCCCCGCCCCCCCAGAUGCUGGCCCCGGCCUUCCCCCCGCCGAUGCUGUUGCCUCCUCCCUCUGGAGACCCCAGACUCCAGCCUCCUCCGCCCCUGCCCUUCGGCCUGGGAGGAUUUCCCCCGCCUCCAGGCGUGAGCCCGGCUGAAGCGACGGGAGUUGGGGAGGGGAUGGGCCUUGGGCUGCCGGCCCCUCGAGGCCCUGGCCUCAGCCUGCCCCCCCCUGUCGGCGGUGCCGGCCCCCCCCUGGGGCUUCCCAAGCCAAAGAAGAGGACCGAGCCGGUGAAGAUCGCGGCGCCGGAGCUGCACAAGGGGGAUUCAGAUUCUGAGGAAGAUGAACCCAUAAAGAAGAAAAUUGUCCUUCAGGGAUCCGGCGAGGGGACUGGUUUAUCUGCCUUGCUUCCCCAACCUAAAAAUCUGACUGUGAAAGAGACUAACAGGUUGCUCCUGCCCCAUGCCUUCUCCCGGAAACCCUCAGAUGGUCCCUCUGAUACCAAGACCUUCAGACUGGCUUCUAAGACCAAGCCCUCCUCUCUUGCACCAGUUGUGGGCACCACAACCACCACUCCAUCGCCCUCUGCCAUCAAGGCUGCUGCCAAGAGUGCUGCGCUGCAGGUGACAAAGCAGAUCACGCAGGAGGAGGACGACAGUGAUGAGGAAGUAGCCCCUGAGAACUUUUUCUCCCUCCCUGAGAAGGCCGAGGCACCUGGAGUUGAGCCAUACCUUUAUCCUGUCCCUACUGUCCCUGAAGAGCUGCCUCCAGGCACAGAGCCAGAGCUGGCAUUCCAGGACGAUGCAGCCAAUGCCCCCCUUGAGUUUAAGAUGGCAGCAGGCUCAAGUGGGGCCCCUUGGAUGGCUAAGCCUGGGGAUGACUACAGCUACAAUCAGUUCUCAGCAUAUGGCGAUGCCAAUGCCGCUGGUGCUUAUUAUCAGGAUUAUUACAGUGGUGGCUAUUAUCCUGCACAGGACCCAGCUCUGGUCCCCUCCCAGGAAAUUGCCCCAGAUGCCUCCUUCAUCGAUGACGAAGCAUUUAAGCGGCUACAAGGUAAGAGGAACCGAGGGAGGGAGGAAAUCAACUUUGUGGAGAUCAAAGGUGAUGACCAGCUCAGUGGGGCUCAGCAGUGGAUGACCAAGUCAUUGACAGAGGAGAAGACCAUGAAGUCAUUCAGCAAAAAGAAAGGUGAGCAGCCAACAGGCCAGCAGCGGCGGAAACACCAGAUCACAUAUCUGAUUCAUCAGGCUAAAGAACGGGAGCUGGAACUAAAGAAUACCUGGUCGGAGAACAAGCUCAGCCGCCGUCAGACCCAAGCCAAAUAUGGAUUCUAGGGCUCUGGAACUGACUGCUCCCAGGAUCUCCUCAGCCCAGUCGGCCUGGCCCCCAGCUUCACUGCUGGGACCCCCAGUGCUCUGAGCCCAGGAUCUCUUUCCCUGAGGACCCAGCCCUCGCCUCUGCGAGAAUGAACAUAUUUGAUAGAUUUUUCUUAACAAGUUAGAAAAAUCAGCUCCUUUCUGUGAUGGAGCUGGCAAAGACUUGAGUGCUGCCUCCACAGGGGCUUUGAGUUCUGGGAUGGGAGUUUCCCCUCUGUUGGGUUUGAUGAAAUGUUGAACUCUACCCCCAACUUUUUUUUUUUUAAAGAAGGAUGUCUGUUAAAAUAAAAUAUUCCGUCUGACA
Messenger RNA from Octodon degus (degu), 2111 nucleotides. RefSeq names its product papillary renal cell carcinoma (translocation-associated) (gene Prcc). NCBI's taxonomy places the organism in Eukaryota, Metazoa, Chordata, Mammalia, Rodentia, Octodontidae. Bases 290 to 1765 code for a protein of 491 amino acids. The record is from RefSeq and is a predicted model, not a curated record. Gene Ontology annotation, cellular component: nucleus. The transcript has 7 exons.